CGACACGCCUCGCUCGCGCUCCAUCACUCGUUGCGCGCACAGGCUGUCAUUUGUUCCUUUCUUGGCGGUCGUAUCGGUUUUCUUUCAGAAGACGCAGCUGGAGAAAUAAUAUUUUUUGCGUUUAAACGUCAACUUUAUUACUGGCGUCUAUCUCAUCAUGUCCACGCGCGGAGGCACGCGCGAGUUUUAUUUUAACACGGUGCUGUCACUCGCGAGAUCACUGGCCGCGCACAGACCCGCGCCCGUCGAGAAGGUACAAAAGUUAUUAUGCAUGUGUCCAUGCGAGAGUCGUGGUGUCUUUACUCUAGACGUCCGGCGCACAGAUGCUGUCAUUGCACUGGCUGUGUUCCUGGUCGAGUCAGAUUUACAGCACAAAGAGACAGUGGUCAGUUAUCUGUUGAAUCUGCUCAGGGGAUUACCCAGAGUUCAGUGGGUGGAGGAGAAUGCCGGGAAAAAGAAUAAAGAGACUCUUCCUAUGUCAGAAAACUUCAGCUUUUGUUUGGUGACCCUUCUGUCUGAUGUAGCACAGAGAGACAGAGAGUCUCGCUUACAGAUUCUGGAAGCUGUCAUGGAUGUUAUGAAGUCUCUGUUGGAGCUUUGCCAAACACCUGAAAACCAUGAUAAAGUGUACCUGUGCAGGUAUGCAGUGCCCUGUCUUCUGGGUGUGACUCGAGCCUUCGGUCGCUAUGGUAACGGCAGCGAGCCGCUCCUCUCGCAGCUGUUUCCACGGGGGUCUACAAAUCCCACCCACCGCGUUUCUGUGAGAACCGAGGGCACCCGGAGGAGAUCUUUCAAUGACUUUCGCUCCAUUCUGCCCAGCUCUCUGCUGAUGGCUUGUCAGGGAGACACACUGAGACGCAAGAGCAAAGCUGCCCAUCCAGACGCUCAGGUGAGCCCGGAUCGAGGCGGUCCUUCACCCUGCUCUCCCACAGCACUGGGACCGCAGUAUUUUGAAGGUUCAUAUCUGUCUGAUGGAAGUGCAGUGAAUCCAGAUUAUUAUUUCACCACAGUCAGUUCAAGCUUCUCCAUCUCUCCGCUCUUUACUGGUGCCAGUGGUCAGGAGAUCAGUGUUCCUCUGAAUCUGCUGAGAACUCUGCUAGAGAUGGUGAAGCAGUUUGUGUCCGAUUCAUUCCUGAAGUCUCUGGAAGCUGUUGUUGCGGAGGUGACGGAGGCCAAUCCAGGCAUUGAUCUGUUUUACAAAGCUUUCAGUGACCCACUGUAUGUCAGCGUGUUUAAGAUGUUGAGGGACACGCUCUAUUACAUGAAAGAUGUGCAGACGAGUUUUGUGAAGGAUGUUCAUGAUUUCGUGCUGGAGCAGUUCAGCAGCAGCCAAUCGGAACUGCUGAGGGUUCUGCAUGAAGAGCGGUUGCCAGGGGAACCCAGUCCUCUCAAGCUCCGUUGUCAUGCCAACGCAGCCUGUGUAGACCUCAUGGUGUGGGCUGUCAAAGAUGAGCAAGGAGCGGAGAAUCUGUGCACUAAACUGUCUGAGAAACUUCAGUCCAAAACAUCCAGUAAAGUGAUCAUCGCUCAUAUGCCUCUGCUCAUCUGCUGUCUGCAGGGUUUGGGGCGUCUAUGCGAGCGCUUUCCUGUCAUCGCUCACUCGGCCACCAUGUCCCUGAAAGAUUUUCUGGUGGUUCCAUCCGCUGUGCUGAUUAAACUUUAUAAGUAUCACAGUCAGUGCGUCUCAGGAGGAGGCGGGAUUAAAAUUAACGUCACCAAUGAGCAGUCUCAGUCAACUUUUAACCUGCUGUGUAACAGGAAAGACCAGCCGUCCAUGUACGAGCAGCUCAGAGACGUCUCCAUCGAUAACAUCUGCAGAUGUCUUAAAGCGGGUCUCACCAUGGAUCCUGUUAUAGUGGAAGCUUUUCUAGCCAGCCUGUCAAAUCGCCUCUACAUCUCACGAGAAAACGACAAGGACGCCCAUCUGAUUCCAGACCACACCAUUCGUGCGCUGGGUCACAUUGCGGUGGCAAUGAGAGACAGUCCUAAAGUGAUGGAGCCCAUCCUGCAGAUCUUACAGCAGAAGUUUUGUCAGCCUCCCUCACAGUUAGAUGUGUUGAUUAUAGACCAGCUGGGCUGCAUGGUCAUCACUGGAAAUCAAUACAUUUAUCAGGAGGUUUGGAAUCUCUUUCAGCAGAUCAGUGUGAAAGCGAGUAAUGUUGUGUAUUCUGCUGCUAAAGACUACAGAGACCAUGGAUACAGACACUGCUCUCUAGCUGUGAUAAAUGCCCUGGCGAAUAUCGCAGCUAACCUGCAGGGGGAGACGCUGGUGGAUGAGCUGUUGGUCAAUCUGCUGGAGUUGUUUGUUCAGCUCGGUCUGGAGGGUAAAAGAGCAAGUGAACGGGCCAGUGAUAAAGGUCCUGCCCUUAAGGCAUCAAGCAGCGCUGGUAAUUUAGGUGUUCUCAUUCCUGUAAUCGCUGUGUUAACGCGUCGAUUGCCCCCCAUUAAAGAAGCCAAACCUCGUCUACAGAAGCUCUUCAGAGAUUUUUGGCUGUACUCUGUGGUCAUGGGUUUUGCUGUGGAAGGCUCUGGUCUUUGGCCUGAGGAAUGGUAUGAAGGAGUUUGUGAAAUUGCAACGAAAUCUCCACUGCUCACAUUUCCCAGCGGUGAGCCGCUGCGUUCAGAACUCCAAUAUAACUCUGCACUGAAGAACGACACUGUUACACCGGCGGAGUUGAGCGAACUACGCGGUACUAUCAUCAAUUUGUUGGAUCCGUCACCUGAGGCCGCUGCCCUUAUAAAUAAACUUGACUUUGCCAUGUCUACAUAUCUGCUGUCUGUCUACAGACUUGAAUACAUGAGGAUGUUGCACUCAAAUGAUCCUGACCGUUUCCAAGUGAUGUUCAGAUAUUUUGAGGACAAAGCCAUCCAGAAAGACAAGUCAGGUAUGAUGCAGUGUGUGAUAUGUGUCGGUGACAAAGUCUUUGACGUUUUUCUGCAGAUGAUGGCUGAGAAGCCCAAGACCAAAGAGCAUGAGGAGGAGCUAGAGCGACAUGCUCAGUUUCUAUUGGUCAACUUUAACCACACCCACAAGAGGAUCCGCAGAGUUGCCGACAAAUAUCUCUCGGGACUCGCCGAAACGUUUCCUCACCUCCUUUGGAGUGGAAAAGUUUUAAGGACCAUGUUGGAUAUCCUACAGACUCUGUCUCUCUCUCUUAGCGCUGACAUCCACAAAGAUCAGCCGUAUUACGACAUUCCCGGUACUCCUUACAGAAUAACAGUCCCGGACACGCAUGAGGCCAGAGAGAGCAUCGUGAAAGACUUUGCUGCCCGCUGUGGAGAGAUCUUAAAGGAGGCUAUGAAAUGGGCCGCUUCAGUCACCAAGUCCCAUCUUCAGGAGUAUCUGAAUAAACAUCAGAAUUGGAUAUCGGGUUUAUCUCAGCACACCGGUCUGGCAAUGGCCACCGAAAGUAUUUUGAGUUUUGCUGGAUACAACCGCCAAAGUACGACACUAGGGGCAGCUUUUCCUCAGGUGACCCAGCUGACUGAACGCCCCACCUGUGUGAAGAAAGAUUAUUCCAACUUCAUGGCAUCUCUAAAUUUGAGGAACCGCUACACAGGAGAAGUAGCAGGGAUGGUGCAGUUUGCUCAGGCCACACACAGCGAGUCAAACCUCAGUAAGCUAAUGAUCUCUCAGAUGAGUGAUGCUCUCGAAAGCAAAAACCUGGAGGUUUUCACACAGAACAUGUUUAAAAUGACAGCGCUGCUGAUCAGCACUAAAGACUGGGAUCUUCAAUUACUCCAUCAUCUGUGUUGGUCUCCUCUGAAGAUGUUUGUGGAGCAGGGGAUGGAGACGGCCAUCGCCUGCUGGGAGUGGCUGCUCGCUGCGUGCGGAGAGAUGGAAGUGCAGUUUAUGCGUGAGAUGGCAGGGGCGUGGCAGAUGAGCGUAGAGAUGAAGAUGGGUUUAUUUUCCGAGAUGGAGCCGGAGGCGGAUCCUUUAGCUGCAUCAGAGGAGCGUCAGCCUUUGCCCCGCCCUCCUGAUGUCACUCCUCAUUCACUCUGGAUUGAGUUUUUAGUGCAGAGAUUCGAAAUCGCCAAGUACAGCAGUGCAGAUCAGGUGGAGAUUUUCAUCAGUCUCCUGCAGAGGGCGCUGUCUGUUAGUGUUGGUGGACCUAAGAGCUGUUUGAACCGUCAUGUAGCUGCCAUAGGACCUCGAUUCAGGCUCCUGACUCUCGGUCUGACUCUCCUUCAUGCUGAUGUUGUGACUAACGCCACUGUUCGUAAUGUCCUCCGAGAGAAAAUCUACUCAACAGCAUUUGAUUAUUUUAGCGUGGCUCCGCGAUUCCCCACUCAGCCAGAGAAACGUUUGCGUGAGGACAUCAGCAUUAUUGUUAAGUUUUAUGCAUGUCUGCUGUCUGAUAAGAAAUAUCUCACUGCUGCACAACUCGUGCCACAAGAUCCUCAGGAUGUGUCUGUGAACAGUCUGUCUGUGAUGGCCGUGACCGACUCCAGAAGCAGUUUGGAUGCAGCCGUGGGCUCCAGACAGCAGGCUACACAGGGCUGGAUCAACACGUACCCACUGUCCAGCGGAGUCUCAACACUCUCCAAAAAAUCUGGUUUGUCCAAGAAGACUAACAGAGGAACACAGCUACAUAAGUACUUCAUGAAACGCAGAACACUUCUUCUGGCCCUGCUGGCGAGUGAGGUGGAGCGUUUGACAACCUGGUACAGUCCACUGGGCGGUCAGGAGCUUCAGAUAUCUGCUGAACAAUCUGUGGAAACCAGCAUCGCUAACUGGAGAUCGAAAUACAUCAGUCUGACCGAGAAACAGUGGAAGGACAAUGUGAAUCUGGCCUGGAGCAUCGCACCCUAUCUCGCCCUGCAAUUACCAGCCAGAUUCAAGAACACAGAAGCCAUUUUUUCAGAAGUGACCCGUUUGGUUCGUCUUGAUCCUGGAGCGGUCAGUGACAUUCCUGAGGCUGUGAAGUUUUUAGUGACGUGGCACACUAUAGAUGCUGAUUCUCCGGAAUUGAGUCACAUCUUGUGUUGGGCUCCAGCCGAUCCUCCCACAGGACUGUCGUAUUUCUCCAGCAUGUAUCCACCUCAUCCACUGACGGCACAAUACGCUGUUAAAGUCCUGCGCUCCUUUCCUCCUGAUGCCAUUCUCUUCUACAUCCCUCAGAUUGUUCAGGCUCUGCGCUAUGACAAGAUGGGAUACGUGAGAGAGUAUAUCCUAUGGGCCGCCCAGAAGUCUCAGCUUCUCGCGCAUCAGUUUAUCUGGAACAUGAAGACGAACAUCUACACGGAUGAAGAGGGACACCAGAAAGACCCUGACAUCGGUGAACUUCUUGAGCAGAUGGUGGAGGAGAUCACUGGUUCUCUGUCCGGUCCAGCGAAAGAUUUCUACCAGCGCGAGUUUGACUUCUUCAACAAGAUCACCAACGUCUCAGCUAUUAUAAAACCUAUUCCUAAAGGAGAUGAGCGUCGGCGAGCAUGUCUGAGAGCUCUGUCUGAUAUCAAAGUCCAGCCAGGUUGUUACCUGCCCAGUAACCCAGAGGCGAUAGUCUUAGACAUUGACUAUAAAUCCGGUACACCAAUGCAGAGUGCUGCCAAAGCACCGUACCUGGCCAAAUUCAAGGUGAAACGCUGUGGAGUGAGUGAGCUGGAAAAAGAGGGUUUACUGUGUCGAUCAGAUUCGCUGGAUGAAGCACGCAGUGAGGAAGAUGCACAGAGGAUCUGCUGGCAGGCGGCCAUCUUUAAAGUAGGAGAUGACUGUAGACAGGACAUGUUGGCUUUGCAGAUCAUUGGUCUUUUUAAGAACAUCUUCCAGCUGGUCGGCUUGGAUCUGUUCGUUUUUCCCUACAGGGUUGUGGCUACGGCACCAGGAUGUGGAGUCAUUGAAUGCAUCCCAGACUGCAAGUCCAGAGAUCAGCUGGGUCGACAGACAGAUUUUGGAAUGUACGAUUAUUUCCGCAACCAAUAUGGAGAUGAAUCAACACUGGCGUUCCAGAAGGCGAGGUAUAACUUCAUCAGGAGUAUGGCUGCGUACAGUCUGUUACUCUUUCUGCUUCAGAUUAAAGACAGACACAAUGGCAACAUCAUGUUGGACAGACAGGGGCAUCUUAUCCACAUCGAUUUCGGCUUUAUGUUUGAAAGUUCCCCAGGUGGGAAUCUGGGCUGGGAGCCGGACAUCAAACUGACGGAUGAGAUGGUGAUGAUCAUGGGGGGGAAGAUGGAGGCCACGCCCUUCAAAUGGUUUAUGGAGAUGUGUGUGCGCGGGUACCUGGCCGUCAGGCCGUACAUGGAUGCUGUGGUUGCCUUGGUAACGCUGAUGUUGGAUACAGGCCUGCCCUGCUUCCGUGGUCAAACCAUCAAACUACUUAAGCAGCGUUUUAAUCCUGGAGUCAGUGAGAAAGAAGCAGCAGCUUUUAUCAUUAAAGUUAUACAAAACUGUUUUCUGAGUAGCAGGAGCAAAACCUAUGAUAUGAUCCAGUACUACCAAAAUCAGAUUCCAUACUGAAGACCAUUGUGUAUGCGUUUAUGUUUGUGUGUGCGCAUACAUUCGUGUGUGCAUGAGAGGGAGCUUGCGUGUGUGUGUGUGUAAGAGAGUGUGUAUACAUAUUUUAUUUCUCUCUUUUAGCCUGAUACUUCAUGAGCUUCAAAUAUUUUCGCAUGGAUUAAUAAUAUCAGCAGUAUUUGAUCAUAUUAAAAAAAAAAUGUUUGUGUGUGUUGUUCGUUUCAUAGUUCAGUCGUUUCACUGCAUGAAUGGAGUUUAGUUAAACACUGCAAAUAUUACUAAACCAGAUUUGUGCAAGUGUUGUUUUUCUGUGUUCCUGACAACAGAUGCUACUUUAGUAACUAUAUAAAGUGACUGGACUGAAGACAGAUGUAUUAUUUUAUAGCUCCAGGUGACAUUUUAGAAAUGGUACAGGUGACAAACUCGCAUUAAAUGAACCAUUCACCCAAAAUUACAAUUCUGUUAUUAUUUUAUUUUUCCAUAAAACAUAAAAUAAUAUAAUAAAAAAGUGUUAAAUAGUCCUCUUGACACCUUAAGUACAUACUGUAGUGACCAUGUGUGUCAAGCUCCAGAAAUGACAAAACAUUAAAGUGUCAUAAUGUACUUGUGUGUGCUAUAUUGUAUCAGAUGUUUCAUUUAGCAUAUUAAAUAAUUAUGUAGGUGACUAUUAAUCUUCUUCUACCAUGAACAGUCUAAAUGAGCUCUAGAACUGAAUCAUUAAAUAAAUAAAUCCUAAAUUCAAACUAUAUUUUUUCAUUAUAUUUAAGAAAGUUAUACGGGUUUGAAAAUGAGGUUUUAAAACCAUAAGAAAAAAAAUGGCGCAAUUAUAUUUUUCUUUUUGAGUUUAAAGCACAAAUAAAGAGAGUAAUUCUGUCGUUUAAAUAAUUUUUGAUCAGACUUUAACAUGUUUUUAAUCUUUAGGUCACAUGACUUCCGAUCAAUCACUGCUAAUGACUGCUUGUUUUUGUAGUACACAUUUAUUGAUUAGUAAACUGCAGUAAAAGUAAUAUCUGUAAACUUGUUUGCACUGUUACUUGUGUAUUUAUUCUGUCUGUGGUAUUAAAUUGAAUAAAUCUAGUCUACAUUAA
Paramisgurnus dabryanus is the source of this 7545-nucleotide messenger RNA. It is a transcript of the gene pi4kab, whose product is annotated as phosphatidylinositol 4-kinase, catalytic, alpha b. Gene Ontology annotation, biological process: phosphatidylinositol-mediated signaling; phosphatidylinositol phosphate biosynthetic process. NCBI's taxonomy places the organism in Eukaryota, Metazoa, Chordata, Actinopteri, Cypriniformes, Cobitidae. Gene Ontology annotation, molecular function: 1-phosphatidylinositol 4-kinase activity. Gene Ontology annotation, cellular component: plasma membrane; cytoplasm. The record is from RefSeq and is a predicted model, not a curated record.